GGACAUCCUCUCCUGAAGCGUGGUAACCCAAUCCCUUCCCGGAGUUAGCGCCGCCGGCCGGAGGAGGAGAAGAGAGAGAGAGAGGCCGAGGUUUUCCGGUGAGGAGGAUGGGCGAGUUCGACGACUACUGGGCGCGGGCGUACAGGGGCGACUCCGGGGUGCCGCACUCCGACCCGCAGCGGCUGGUCACCACCUGGACCGGCGCCUUCGCCCUCGGCGCCGCCGCCUGCGUCCACCACCACGCCUCCGCCCUCGCCUCCAACAUCAAGUCCCUCCCCCACUACUGGCAAGACAUGACAAUGAUGCUCGAUCAAAAGCGCUGGAAGAAGAUUCUUGAGAAGAAGCAACAGCAAGCUUAAGGAAGUGUUGAAGCUGUAAACAAAUUGCAACGGAUAGACUUUUUCUAUUUGGCAUUUUCUUCCGUACCUUUACAACUUCACAUAUGUUUUCAAUACAGAACUGGUUGAUUUGUUUAACCUUCACCCCUAAUAUUCUCGUAAUGCAAGUGUUGGACGUCUUAUCAGUUUUCUUAGGCAGCGUGUUUUUUUCAAUGAUAUGCAACAUAAGUCUACCCUUAAUGUGUGUUCUCGCUAUGCGUUUAUGUGCCAUAAGUGUUGUAAAGUUGGGGUUUGUUUUCUGCUA
Molecule: messenger RNA, 642 nt
Organism: Oryza sativa Japonica Group (Japanese rice)
Lineage: Eukaryota; Viridiplantae; Streptophyta; Magnoliopsida; Poales; Poaceae
Source: RefSeq, a predicted model, not a curated record